Molecule: messenger RNA, 627 nt
Organism: Mucor mucedo
Lineage: Eukaryota; Fungi; Mucoromycota; Mucoromycetes; Mucorales; Mucoraceae
Exons: 4
Coding region: 1-627 (208 amino acids)
Source: RefSeq, a predicted model, not a curated record
AUGUGUAACAAAUCUGAAAACUCGCCAAUUGAACUUGCUCUAUUACAAAUAAAUACUUUCAAGAGCAAAUUCCUGAGAGCGGAAGGAAGAGCAACUGAGGGGUACAUUAUGCUAAAAAUAAUGGACUAUAUACUUGAAACGCUGGAGGACUGGAAACAAGAUGACUCCGAAAACACGAUCUACAGACGCAUUGCAACUGUUUUCGAUUUCAUGUUUCGGAACACUCACGUCAAAUUGGCCGAGAAGAUCGAUCUUCUAAUUCGUUAUGGGAAGGAAAAUAAAGACUUGGAAUUAUCAAGCAUCGAGUUCAAAAAACCUUCAGUUACUGCCACAAUUGCCAUUGCACAACAGUGCAAAAAUCUUGGUGUUAAUGGAGUUAUUCUUAACCACCUGCAAAGAUUAAACCCCAAAAUUGAUUCCAUAGUUGCAAUGGAUUGGAUAGGCAGCACCGGCUAUAUGUGCUGCUUAUUUCCUCAUCGAGGUGUAUAUGUUCCUAAACUUAUUGAUACCCUCACAAUCCCCACCUCAAUCAAUGGCGUACUUGAUUUUGAGAAUACUCUGCGGCUUCUCUUUGCUUUUAAGGUAUUUCCUUCCCCCUUCCCUCCUAAAAGAGGAACUAUUGACUGA